This is a messenger RNA of Blumeria graminis f. sp. triticale, 807 nucleotides long. The record is from the annotation of a GenBank genome assembly. NCBI's taxonomy places the organism in Eukaryota, Fungi, Ascomycota, Leotiomycetes, Helotiales, Erysiphaceae.
AUGCUAAGUCGGCAAUCGAACACUUCCGAGACCAUCGGACGUCGGGGAGAUUUCCUCCUUGAGUUUUGGGAUCGCUCAAGGCCCCUAAGAUUCAAUUUUCAUCGAUCUUCACGAAUAGCGGUGAGCGACAAGCCGGCUCAGCAUGGCUCGAGCACGCGGUCAACGAAUUUCAGUGAACAGAAGGAAGCAGAGCUAGCCGUCUUCGCCAAAGAACAGUCGGAAGAGGUUCUCAACGCCAAACUCACCGAGUUGACGAAUGCCAUGUUGGCAGCCUUGUACUACGACAAUUCUGAAUCGACUCUGAUUUAUAUGUCAUCCGAAAGUCGAGAGUUGACCGCCAUAGGCAAUCCAAUGUGCGAAAAAGCCAGAGCUCUGGCGCAACAAGAACAGAUGGAAGAAAGUGCAUAUAAAAAGCGCAAACUUCAACACAAGGUGGAUUCAGACGCGAAUAUACCUGAUACAAGUCCGUCUGAUUUCGCAAAGACCAUUCGCAAUAAAGUGGAGAAAGCUUUGAAAAAAAGCCCUCCCAAAUUUAUUUUUGAAACAAUCAAAAGUGGCAAAACCCCGCAAGGGAUCCAAACUGAAAACUCAGAGUCACAAAGUAAAGGAGGACUAUCGAGAAAAAGGAAAAGGGAGUGGGAAAAAGAAACUAGUGCGGAAGUAACCAAGCUGUUAGACUUAGCACAUAGGACUAGUUUCAAUCCCAAGUGUUUUUCUUCAAACCCAGAAGCAUUCUUCAUAAAAAAAACUUAUUGCUAUAAGUUACAACAACUUCAUAGACACCUUGGGUAUCCGUCUAUAAAUUGA